Messenger RNA from Hemicordylus capensis (graceful crag lizard), 7406 nucleotides. Its product is annotated as proteinase-activated receptor 1-like. Lineage: Eukaryota; Metazoa; Chordata; Lepidosauria; Squamata; Cordylidae. The record is from RefSeq and is a predicted model, not a curated record. The transcript is spliced from 3 exons. Gene Ontology annotation, cellular component: membrane. Bases 1199 to 2368 code for a protein of 389 amino acids. Gene Ontology annotation, molecular function: thrombin-activated receptor activity. Gene Ontology annotation, biological process: positive regulation of blood coagulation; positive regulation of Rho protein signal transduction; thrombin-activated receptor signaling pathway.
UCAUGGAGGGAAGCAGUUCUGGGAACACCAGUAGAAAAUGGGAAGGGCCGGAAGGCAGGUUCUGAAAGGUCAAGAGUUAAAUCUCUUGUGGCACCAUCUCACAAAGGCUGCAGCAGCAAAGAUUACACUGCCAUGCAGCCUGUCAGAGUAAACGUUUCUCCUUCCCUGGCAAAGCAGUUCCAGGCGGAGCACAGCCUUCUGUCCCGAUUCGUACUUGGUCCGGAGUACUGUUUAGUGCUAAGCAUGGCUGCGGAGGAAAGUGUGAUGUGCCUGGCCAGGUUGCUAAGGCAGUGGGCUUGUCCUCACGCUGGUCUUAAGAACAUAAGCACAGCCCUGCUGGAUCAGGCUUGGGUCCCAUCUAGUCUAGCAUUCUGUUCCACACAUUAGCCCACCAGACGCCUUAAAGAAGUUCACAGGCAGGGGGUGAGGCCUUGUCCCCUCUCCUGCCAUUGUCCCCCCUGCAACUGGUACUUAGCUGCAUCUUGCCUCUGAGGCUGGAGGUGACCUAUAGCCACCAGAGUAGAAGCCACUGAUAGACCUGUCCUCCAUGGCUUUGUCUAACCCCCCUUUUAAAGCCAUCCAAGCUGGUGGCCAUCACAUCCUGUGGCAGAGAGUUCCAUAAGUUAAUUAUGUGCUGUGUGAAGUACUUCCUUCCAUCAGUCCUAAAUUUCCCGACUUUCAGUUUCAUGGUUCAAGUGUUGUGAGAGAGGGAGGAAAAUUUCUUUCUGUCCACUCUCUCUAUUUCAUGCAUAAUUUUAUACAUCGAUCAUGUCUCCCUGUAGUCACCUCUUUUCCAAACUAAAAAACCCAUUUGCUGUCGCCUUGCUUUAUAAGGAAGGUGCUCCAGGCCCCUGAUCAGUUUGGUUGCUCUCUUCUGCACCUUCUCCAGUUCUACAAUGUCCUUCUUAAGAUGUGGUGACCAGAACCGAACACAGUAUUCCAAAGUGUGGCUGCACCAUAAAUUUCAUUUAUCAUUUCCUUGCUCAGCCAUGAAGUUUUCUGGUAGGUUAGGUGGUUCUUUGGUAAUGUAUCUUCUCUUGCCGAGGCCCAAAUCCAAACUGGAUGAGGAGAUGGAGAGUGCAAGCCGAUCUCAGUGAAUUUCUGUUCAGUGGGGCACAAGGGAUUUCUUUGGAGGCAAACCCCUGCAGCCUGCAUUCAGACCUGGAACCAGAACUCGAGGUGCUUCUUUGCAGGAGAAAUGGAUCCCUCUCUGAAGAUAUUGCUUUCUCUGCUCAGUGUACCUCACACUUUAUUCAGCACAGCAAGAGCAGACAAGCAAAAUUCAUCGUUAGAGUUUCAGUUUUCAUCAUUUUUUUAUAUAGACGAAAUGAUUGAAAAUGAAUCGGGCAAUUCCAGUUUAAACAUAACACAACUUAACCACUCUGAAGACAUUGAAAGAUACUUGACUAGUUUAUGGCUGGCCUGUUUUGUUCCUUCCGUCCACACCUUUGUGGUUGUACUGAGUCUCCCUCUAAACAUUAUAGCAAUUCUCAUCUUUGUGACCAAAAUACAGCUUAAGAAGCCAGCUGUGGUGUACAUGCUCAACCUGGCUUCUGCUGACGUACUCUUUGUGAGCGUAUUGCCUUUUCAGAUUGUCUACCGUUUUUCUGGACACAACUGGAUAUUUGGACCAGAAAUGUGCCGUUUUGUCACAGCUGCUUUCUACAGCAACAUGUACUGCUCCAUACUGCUGAUGAUGGUGAUAAGCGUUGAUCGUUUCCUGGCAGUGGUGUACCCGAUGCAGUCUUUGUCCUGGCGCACUGUAAGGCGAGCCUAUACGGUGUGCUUGGCCAUAUGGAUUGCAGCCAUAGCUGGUGUGAUACCUCUGCUAAUGACUGAUCAAACAAAGAGAUUAUAUCGGUUAAACAUUACUACCUGCCAUGAUGUGUUAGAUCUCUCUGUUACUGAGAAGUUUCGCUCUUACUGGUGUACAUUAUCUGUUCUCUUCUUUUUUAUCCCAUUCAUAAUAUCUGCCACCUGUUAUGUGGGCAUUAUAAGGAAACUUUCUUCAUCCAAUGUUGCUGCAAAGGCAGGUAAGAGGAGACGUGCCGUACUAUUGUCUGCAGCUGUCUUGUGCUCGUUUAUUCUUUGUUUUGGGCCAACCAAUGUCACAAUAAUGGUGCAUAACCUUUCAGAUCGGGAACAAUGGCAGAAUCUCUAUUUUGCCUACUUGCUGGCAGUCUGUACAGGUGCAAUAAACUGUUGCAUUGAUCCCUUGAUCUAUUUUUAUGCCUCCUUGCAGUGUCAAAGGCAUGUCUACAAUCUCUUGGGCUGUAAAAAGCAUUCUGAUGUUGAAAAAGACAGCCAGACAACAAGCAGUAAUAUGGCAACCUUUUCCAGUGGUUUGAAUUCUUUGUCUCAAGCAUAAUAUUUUAGUGUUGAAUCUGAUAUUAUAUUUUCAUUCAUAGAUAUGGGCCUUGCAUGUUACAUUAGUUCACUGCCACUGUCUUUAAUGUCCAUGUAUUUUUUGCUUUUAGGAGAUCAGUAAAGCAUUUCUCACAGGGCCAGACUGGAUAUAAUAGGGUAGUAGUCAUGUGUCUUUAUCCAUCGGGCUGCAUUGUUCACAUGUAAGGCAUAUUUGGGUAAAAUUUCACUUUAAACCAAAAGGGGCACUUGGGAGAGGAGUAACAGCUAGAAUGUGCACAAAACUGGUUUUGCCGGUUCGGCUCAAAUCCAGACCAGAUUCGACCCAGCCCGUUUUGGUUUUGCCCCUCGUGGAACCGGAACCAGUUCAACUGGCUUGGAGCUUUACUGGUAGAGGAGAAUCGGGUAAGUAUUCCCCUUUACCAGUGACCUCCGCACAUGCUCAGAGGCCCAAACCCCGAACUGGGCUGCCACCAGCCUUGCCUACUUUGAGGGAGGCCACCCCCAUGUUGCCUCAAAGUCAUUUUGCAUUCUGUGUAUGCUCAAGAGCUAUGCCAGAGUGAAAAGGAACUUGGCUGCCCUGCCACCUGAUUCUAAUAUGGGAAUCACAGAUCAAAUUUGGUGUAGUGGUGACAAAAUUCCAAUUCUACAGCUUUUAUGCAAUUCCAAAGCUUUAUCGAACUAAAAAUAACAGCAUAUGGCAAGUCAAUGUCUAACCAAUCCUAGUAUAUGCAUGAUGGCAAUCUUAUAUGUUGCAUGUAUAUGAUAUCAGUAUUAGCUUGCAACCAGUAACAUUAUAAACACUCUAAGGAAGGGGAGGGAAGAGGCAGAGACACAAAGAAAGCUUAGGGUGGACGGAGAAGGCAAGGGAAUUACUGUACUGUACAGUACUUCCAGAGAGUGUUGCUGGUAUCUAUCAUGUUUCUUUUUGGAUUGUGAGCCCUUUGGGGACAGGGAUCCAUUUUAUUUAUCUUAUUUAUUUCUCUGUGUAAACAACCCUGAACCAUUUUUGGAGGGGCGGUAUAGAAAUCAAAUAAAUAAAUAAAUAAAUAAAAUAAGGAAAUUGGUGUUCAGGCAGGCUGGGCUGUCAGGAGAAAGAAGCGGGGAGAGGGCAGUUGGAUGAUGAUCAAGGAGUCUGGAGAGGCUGCAGAGAUACUCUGCAAUUCUAGAUGAUGUCAGCAAGUAGGCAUUGCUAGGGUUUGCAGCUUGUGAAUGGUGUGGCAGCAGCUAGGCAGGAGAUGGCAUGUCUUGGAGAUCCUCUUCCAGAGCUGAAUGCAGAUCUCAACUUACUCUAAUUCCCUACUAUGCAGAGGGGAUUGCAAACAAGUUAUGUCUGGUAAGACUUCUGUUUGGCUGGAUAGCCUCACAGAGUCAGCAAGUUUGCCGAAUGAUUGCUGAAUUCAUGCCUGCUGCUCCCGUUUCUAUACUCCUUUGAUCCUUUGAUCUGAACACAAAGUCUUUGGUGCAGUGCAACAUCCAUCAUGAGUCUCCAUACAUGUUAAUAGCUAGGCCACAAACACUCAGUUCCCAUGACAAAGCACAUCUUCAUUUCUAAGGAAAAACUGUUAAUACAACAACAGGAUGUCUUCCUUAGGGGAAGCUAAAUAUUUACCAUUUACCAUUCUAAUAAUGCUAAACAUUAACCAGCUAACAAUUUACCAUUCUAACAAUGCACUCUUUAGACAGAUAAUUCCCUGAGUCAACAGCUCACUAAGAGUUCAGCAUGCCUACCAGUGAAUCCCCCCAUUCCUAGGCCAUAAGAAGAGACUUGCUGCAUCAGGCCCAAGGCCCAUCUAGUCCAGCAUUCUGUUUCCCUCAGUGGCCAACCAGUUGCUUCUGGGAACUGCUGCAAUUUAAAACUACAAGCGCAGUUGCGCAACAUGGUGUCUCUUAUUUCUGAUGGGUGUUGCGCCCUGCAAUAGGUUUGCAGAAUGUUAAGUCACAAUAGAGCAGCUGCCCUGUUCUGCAACUAGGCAGUCACACAGCCAUGCAGGUGGUACUGAAUCAUCUGGGUUUUACUGUGCAGAAUGUGAGCCACCAUCUAUAAUAAUCUUGGUUACAAACUGUGGUUUUAUACAAAUCUUCUCUCACUAUUUGGGGUUUUAUCAUCACCACACUCUUCUGAAAUGGGUUAGAAAACUUGUACAGUAUCACUCUCUUUUUAGUUCAAGAGCCAACUGAGGUGGUUGGAGCGAGCUGGGGAGGAUGAAUGCUCAUUGUGAUUUUUGACAUCUCUAUGACCCCCGCUAACUUGGCAAAGAGGCACCUUUUAAUGUAGUGAUUCUCUUUAUUUAGCAGGGGAGAGUAACUGGCCCUAUCCACCCUCAUCACAGGACCUCCAGGGACUGUUGCUGAUGUCUAUCUUGUGUUUCUUUUUAGAUAGUGAGCCCUUUGGGGGCAGGGGUCCAUCUUAUUUACUUGUUAUUUCUCUUUGUAAACUGCCCUGAGCCAUUUUUGGAAGGGCAAUAUAGAAACUGAAUAAAUAAAUCAAAAUCGAAAUUGAAAAAAAAAAUAGGGGAUGGCAUUGCAUUUAGCGUUCAGUGUGUUAUCAUGCUUUUUUGUCCUAAUCAUUGGCCCUUAAGCAGCCAAAUGUGCAAUGGUGGUUUAUAAGCUUUAAAAAGUUUUAAAAACACAAAACUACUAUAAAAUGUUUUAAAUGUGUUGUCAGAGGCAUGGAAAUGAAAAUUGGCAGGAAUAUUCUCCAAAGAUCACUCCAUGGAGAGAAUGCAAUAGUUUGUUCACUGUUACCCUGAUCCGUACCCUAAACCUUUUCUGUGCAAAAAAGGGCUGCGAUUUUAACCUAAAUCAUUAGUGGGGGUAGGGAUAAAGAAGGGGUGAUAACACAGAGAAACUUGCAAGUGCAACAGUGCUAUCACCUAUGUUCCAUCGCUCGUUGGGUAGGCAAUGCCAAAAAUCCCUGAGCAUUCUCCUCCUGAGAUGGUACCAAUGGCCAACAUUUGUGGGCCUGCCUCAUGGACUAUUGGAAAGGGGCGUAAAUAAGGACAUCCAAAAAGCCAGAUGAGCAGAUAGAGAUCCAUGUCCACACCAGUUCCACUGGGCAAGAUAGAAGGCAAGCUUGACUACGCUGCAUCUAUUUUAUUUUAUUUUAUUUUAUUUUAUUUUAUUUUAUUUUAUUUUAUUUUAUUAUUUCUAUACCACCCAUCCAAAAAUGGCCCAGGGUUACAUUAAAAUAAAAACAAUUCAAAUCAAUUAACAGUUAAAAUAAAAAACUAUUAAAAAAAUAUAAAACCAAUUAACCAACAUUUUAAAAGUUUUAAAACCCUGGAAAACCAGGCUAAGCACUUACAGUUUUAAAACAAUUUUAAAACCCUGAAGGCCAGGCCAAGCAGAUAGGUCUUAAGGGUCUUUUUGCCACUCUCCAUGAUUAACGGAAGCAGAAGGAAUAUUGUAUGCAAAAUAAGCACAUGUAUUCAGUGUUGCAGACUGUAGCUUUACUUGGCUCACAAUUUGAAUUGCCUAGCUGCAAGAUUUAGAUGUUUUGUUAAGCACACCAAGCAGGGGUGUAACUACUAUUGGGCAAGGGGAGACAUUUGUCUCUGGGCCCGCUGCCUCGAGGAUCAUCGUCCCAGCUCCCCAGCACCCACGCUUCCUUUGGUGUUCCGGCCAGGGGUAUUCCUUCACUCUCUGUCUCUCUCUAGUUCCCUCCCUCCUUUCCCCAUCUCCUUUUUGCUCCUCCUUCCUGACCCCAGCCUGGCCCCGUCCAGCCUGCCUUUUCUGGCAUCGGUCAGGGCUUUCAUUGGCUGGCGGGUGGAUGCGUGACAUGUCGGAGCACUCCACACAUGGAAGCAGAAAGGUGCAGCCGCAUCAACUGGCUGGUGGGUGAGCAAACAAGAGAUUGCUGUGUGUGAGGGAUGCCCAUGUCCCGUUUAUCAAGGCCGCUGUUCCCGGCUUCACGCCUUGCAGCUGGUUUAAGUGUCUGGCUGGUCACUGCUUCGUUCAUAGGCAGGGAGGAUGGCCGCUGUGUGUUUGUGUGCUGAGAAGGAGGAGAGACAUGGAGCCUGACUCCUCAGGUGAGCACUGGCUCUGACGGACUCCUUCCUCCUUUUUCUCGGUGCAGUGGGAGAGUUGAAGGUGCUUGUGCUACUGCCAUAGCCGAAAGGGACACCUGGAACUGUUCUUUAACAAAAGCCAUUACUGCAUGCAAGAGAGCCUCCAGUUUAUUUACAUUUUGUCCUAAUAAGCAAGCGGAUAAUUUAUAGGGGUGGGCGGGCAGGCAGGGAGAGGCAACAACAUGGUCUGUGUAUGGCUGUUUUCAGCAUUUUUCCAGAGGCAGUGGUGCGUGGACUUUAAAAAGUAAUAGAGGACCUAAUCUUUUGUCUUCUGACAAAAUUUCUGGGUUGUUUUUGAUGCUAUAUCCCCCCCCCCCCCAAGAGAUUGGUAAAAUGUAAUGGCUUUUCAUGUGACACAGUUAGGAAAACCACGAUAUUAUAGCUGUUACUGAGGCAUUAGCAACUUCCUCCCUGCCCUCGCCAAGGUAGAAGCAAAGACUUCAUUACAUUUCUAACUCAGGUCAAUGGUUUAGUUGCCAUUUAUUGUAUCUUCCUGUUCCCUUCUCUCUCACCUUAAUGAGUUUGUAUUUAAUUUCCAAUAAUAUUUAUAAUUCUAAAAGGGACAGGCUUUAUCUGAAAUAUUACAGAGGGCUAACAUGUUUCUUUUUCUGUGGGAAUCUCUUCUUUCUAUAUAUUCAUGGAAUACGUAUACUGACUAUAGAAACCAUUCUUUUAAAGAAUACUUCAUUUACACAAAAUGCCAAUUCAAAUCUAACAGGGAUAGAUACUUUCUCUUAAUGUCAUAAAGCCAUACUCUCUUGCUCAAAUAUCAGUUCAGAAGGAAUGAUACAAAAUAUGUUUUAAUAUCAGAAGAGCAUGUCUUUCUCUAGUAGUUUCUCUAGUUGGGAUGUGUGCAGUGAUUACUGUUCUGCAUUGAUACUGUUGUAUUAGUUGGGCCUGCUGUUCUGUUGUUUUUUACACCUUGUAACUGUAGUUGGGAUAUGUGCAAUGAUUAAAGUUCUUCAUAGAUUC